ACUCAAAAAGGGCGGAAAUAAAACAAGAAAUUCUCCGAUUUUGUUCUUGUCACACUGUCGGACUUUGGACCGGAAUGAAAUGGCACUUUCAAAACUGGAAUUCAUUCAGUUUCUCUCCAAGGGGCGCAGCAUUGCCAGUCACUGCGGGUAACAGGCUCUGAGAGCCUCUCGGGAUAUCAUCGCUAUUUCUCCAACUUGCCCCUCAGCAGUCCAGGUGCGCUAAGUGUUCCGCUGGUUUGACCCUGACCAUACUGGAUGUGGCAGGUUCGCUGUGGAUGAUUCUUCGCAUGACGGAUAAUGCUCAUAAAAAUUAAAUCGAAGGACCAACAUGAGCCUGUGAUGAAUGAUUUAAAACACGCGCGGAAACGAAAAGCACUCAAAACAACUCCCAUGAAUUAUUCAGAUGAGACAGACGUUUUCAUAGAAGGUCGAUGCGUGUAAAAAGGCCGGGCACAGAAAGAGUGGGAAAGCUUCAGAAUUCAUUUUGGAAGGUUGCGACUGAUUCCGUGCUAUCUCAGCACGUCGCCAAUUCAGAGGCGAUCUCACUGACAUUUACCACCGGAGCUAUCUCGGUCGUGGCUACCUCAAGCUGCCAGCAUAUUUAAGUAGAGCAUUCCGGGCAAAAUCUCCUUUUAAACUAUAGUCCUGGAAGGAUGGGUUACAGAGGCAUGGGAGAGCAAUAGGAGAUUUUUAUGGGGGCCCAGCAAAGAAAAUCAUGAUCUGCACUGGACAAUGACUUGAUGGGAAAUUUUGGACCAGAAAAUGACUGAUUACAGGGAAGAUGGUAUGGAUUUGGGAAGUGACCCUUGUAGUCGAGCAAGUUCCGAAUCAAGCUCCAACAAAGUGACACCAUGCUCUGAGUACAAAUCCUCACCGAGUCUGGAACUUGCCACAUUGGGGGACUAUGAAGAAGAUGAAGAUUAUCAGGAAUAUAAAAAGAAGGUGAUAGAAGAGUGGGAAAGUGAAUAUGGUGACUACUCUGAGAACAAUGGCUUUGUUAAAGCAUCUAGCAGAAGUUUAGCACAGGAGAUUCAAGAAGUUAAAGUCAUCCCACCAGUACCUUCGAUUGUCACUACAGGUGAAAUGAAACAAAAUGGCAAUAUAGCUCCAACUAAGCGAGGUGGAAAAGAAAAUAAGACUCUUCCAAAGCUGCAGAAGGCAUUGCAAAUAACGGGUGGCAGCGCAGCCACAAAACGGUUGGAGACCUCGGGGACUUUUGUUACAGAAGAAGCACAGCUUCCAACCAUGGAUUGGGAAGCCCUAGAAAAGCACCUUGCAGGUUUACAGUUUCAAGAGCAAGAAGCACAAAACCAAAACCAGAGCCAGACAAAAACAAACUUCACAUCAGCCCAAAAAAAUGAGAGAGAAUCAAUCCGACAGAAGUUGGCGCUGGGCAGUUUCUUUGAUGAUGGCCCAGGAAUUUACACCAGCUGUAGCAAGAGUGGCAAACCCAGCCUGUCUUCACGGCUUCAGAGUGGAAUGAAUCUGCAGAUCUGUUUUGUUAAUGACAGUGGAAGUGACAAGGACAGUGAUGCAGACGACAGCAAGACUGAAACAAGCCUUGAUACCCCUUUGUCGCCAAUGAGCAAACAGAGCUCGUCGUACUCUGACAGAGACACUACUGAAGAAGAGUCUGAGUCACUUGAUGAUAUGGAUUUUCUUACAAGACAGAAGAAAUUGCAAGCUGAGGCUAAAAUGGCUCUUGCUAUGGCAAAACCAAUGGCGAAAAUGCAAGUUGAAGUCGAAAAGCAGAACCGAAAGAAGUCCCCUGUGGCUGAUCUGUUGCCUCAUAUGCCCCACAUUAGUGAAAGCUUGAUGAAGCGGAGCCUCAAGCCAACAGACCUGCGAGAUAUGACUAUUGGCCAGCUGCAAGUUAUAGUCAAUGAUCUACACUCCCAGAUUGAGAGUUUAAAUGAAGAGUUGGUCCAGCUUCUACUUAUUAGGGAUGAGCUGCACAUGGAACAAGAUGCCAUGCUGGUGGACAUAGAAGACCUUACCAGACAUGCUGAAAGUCAGCAGAAGCACAUGGCAGAGAAAACAACAGCUAAGUGAAACUCAGAUGCCUCCAACAAGCCACGAGAUCCGAGAGGGGGAAAAAAAAGCUAGAUUUUACUUUGCUUCUGUCGUUGUAAAAUGCUGACGCUCAAGAUGGUGCACUUCAAGAAAAUCAGUGUUAGUCAUUGGUACUGUUUGAAGCUUUAUGUCCAGUGAUUGGCCUAUGCUUCUUUUAUAAUUUAUUUUAAUAUGAUUACAUUUGUCACUGAGUUGUAUCGGGCAUUUCAGUAAAAUGUUGGUAACUGAUAUGCAAUCUAGUAAAACUGAAAUGUGCAGAAUUGGAAGAUAUAUAAAGUAGUUAAGAGAAGCUAACUUCUUACUGCUUGGAUUUUAGUUAAACAGUAUUUUACCAUGGACCUCUUUUUAUUCUUCACAGAUGGUAGUUUUAAACAAAUGAACUUUAUUUAAAGGUGCUAUUAAAGUCAAAGAAUACAUGCCUGCCUUGUAGUGAAGUUGUAGCUAUUGGUGAUUAGGUCACUUUAAUAAGUUUUCAACAUUUUGUAAAUGUUGAUUACCUGACUCAACCAUUUUAAAGUGUGUUAAUAUAAUUUCAGUCAAUUGGAUUCAGAAAUGUUAUCUGGAAAUGUUAUGUACAAAUAUGUAAAAUAAAAAUAAAAUUUGUUUCCUAUGAUAUA
Molecule: messenger RNA, 2690 nt
Organism: Chiloscyllium plagiosum (whitespotted bambooshark)
Lineage: Eukaryota; Metazoa; Chordata; Chondrichthyes; Orectolobiformes; Hemiscylliidae
Gene: schip1
Product: schwannomin interacting protein 1
Biological process (GO): positive regulation of hippo signaling
Cellular component (GO): plasma membrane; cell junction
Source: RefSeq, a predicted model, not a curated record